Molecule: messenger RNA, 872 nt
Organism: Marchantia polymorpha subsp. ruderalis
Lineage: Eukaryota; Viridiplantae; Streptophyta; Marchantiopsida; Marchantiales; Marchantiaceae
Source: the annotation of a GenBank genome assembly
CCAAAUUUGGGCAAAAGACCCAUUUGUGAAGUAUUUAUAGCACGAAGUGGGUUGUUGCUGCCGCAACUUUAAUUGUACCUGACAUGGCACAGAUUCAGGCGGUUACGUUCAUGGCCCGCAGAUUUUCACUUGGCUCUCGUUGUCCUCCCGAUGAGUAACAAUGUUUGGCCUGCGCUUUACCACUUCGCUUUCAGCGAUAGCAACUCCCAUCCGCCAUGAUUCUUUUCCCCAAAAUUUGCAGCCCCGCAUCUAGUGUUUCAAAAUCCCACUCCAAAUUUUGGGAUUUUAAAACUGCGAAUGAAGAUGAUAAAAGGCUAUUUUGCGGGGUCCUCUGUGAGUAUCAAACUUUCUCUCAUGUGUGUAUCGACUGCCCUAUUUUGAGCCCAGUAGAAUUUCCCAUCGUCUCGAGAAUUCCUCCAGAUUUGUGUAAUAUAAUGCACCUUCAAAAAGUUAAUAAAUUGCGUGCAGGGUCUAGCUAUAUGUUCGAACGUCACGAAUUGCAAAUGCUGUAUCAGCAUCGUAUGUCAGUCUUCUGAAUGAGAGGUUUGUAACGAAGAGAAUCAAGCAUGGGGUGAAAGCGCUGUAGGCUGAUCAUCUGGUGAAUUUGGUUUGGCUAUAUUUGCAGUCUAAGUGAACAGAAGAAUCCGUUUUGAAUGAAGGAACGAUUGUUAUCUUCAUUCCUUUGCUCCAGAAAUAUGCUGUAACGUCUUCUCUAAGUCAGGUUCUGUAGAGUACAAUGUGCAGAACAAAAACUUCCAAUGUAAGCUAGGUGUAAUCUGUUUUGGGGUCUCCAGAUCCAUGAUACUGUCUCUCAUGUAGCUACUACUGUCAAAGUAACUCAGAUAACAGAUAGUUCUUGAUGUAAAAGCACG